Molecule: messenger RNA, 1746 nt
Organism: Betta splendens (Siamese fighting fish)
Lineage: Eukaryota; Metazoa; Chordata; Actinopteri; Anabantiformes; Osphronemidae
Gene: ssbp1
Product: single-stranded DNA binding protein 1
Exons: 7
Coding region: 218-655 (145 amino acids)
Biological process (GO): mitochondrial DNA replication; positive regulation of helicase activity
Cellular component (GO): mitochondrial nucleoid
Molecular function (GO): single-stranded DNA binding
Source: RefSeq, a predicted model, not a curated record
UUUCUGCAGUAGCUCGUUAAACAAAUCCACCCACAGAACUAAUGUUAAGGAUUUGUUUCGUGUGUACAUUCAAUGGCGGGAGACUAGAAGCCUCAUUGCUUCUGUGACACAGCGAUGGUCUGAUAGGUUCACAUGUUUGGUUCUUCUCUGUGUGUGAAACCUAAUCCAACAUAAAUCUAUCGUCCGUCCUGUCAAAGUCCUCUGCUGCUGUGUUAAGAUGUUAAGAAGCGCCUCAGCUCAGAUCUUCAGACAGAUCGUUAGACAAAGGAGCACAGACAGCAGCCUCAUUCUGGAGAGAUCGAUAAACCGUGUACAGCUGCUGGGUCGCGUUGGUCAGGAGCCUGUAAUGAGACAAGUGGAGGGACGUAACCCUGUCACCAUCUUCUCUUUAGCAACAAAUGAGAUGUGGCGCUCAGGAGAAGGAGAGACGAGCACACAAGGCGACAUCAGUCAGAAGACAACGUGGCAUCGUGUGUCAGUGUUCAAACCUGGUUUGAGAGACGUAGCCUACCAAUAUGUGAAGAAAGGGUCUAGGAUUCUAGUAGAGGGGAAACUGGACUAUGGAGAAUAUGUGGAUAAGAACCAAGUCAGGCGUCAGGCCACCACCAUCAUUGCAGACAACAUCAUCUUCCUCAGUGACAACGUGCGAGACUGAACCUGAAGGACUCUCCAUCCCCUGUCAUCCAAACAACAUGAUGACUUCCUUCCUUUGUAUCUUCUUUAUACAAAAUUACUGAGGAAGUGAAGGAACUGAGAGGGGACUGAAUAAUCUGUGACACAUAAGACUGAGCACAUUGUUAGACUCUGUCGCCUCCUGCUGGUGGGGAAAGUGAAGAUUUCAGGCAAAAUAGGUAUCAGAAAAGCCCACCAUUGAAGGAAAUAUCCCCUCACUGAUCACAAUUAGGUUAGGUUGUCACAUUGAUGCAGUUUAUGCCUCUUUUCUCAAAUUGUAUGCAUUAGACCUAUGUUGAAUACAAAAUGGGAAAUGUCAAAAUCAUCUUCCUAGCCACCUAGUUCUCAGUAUAAUGAUUUAAAAGAGUUGCCAGGUUUACCUUUUUGGAGGUAUUUUUUCAGUGUCAAUUACUUUGAGAUAACCUCUGCAAGUCUUAGCCUACCUGCAAAUAUGAGACCGUUUUCUUCCACAUGUUGAAAGCAUGUUGAGUUAAACCUACAAAUCAUUGUUUCUAAAUUCACAGGUUAAUAUUUUUAGGAUUUGUGGACAGUUACUUGUUGGCUGAGUUGAAUUCAGCAACUGCACAAAGAAACUGACUAAGUGUUGGUCUAGUCACUGAAAGGGGUUUUAGAUGGGAAGUGCAGUCUCCUUGUUCUGAGUUUCCAUCUCAGAUUUCAGUCUUUGUCAUGUGACUCAAAUAUUGGUAUUGUUGAUAUAUUAUUAAAGAAAUGUGUUACAAACAGCUUUUCCGUUCAUAGAUAAUAGUUGUUCAGCUUGAUUCUCAGACUUCUCACAUUCUUUUAUAAUUAAAGAUUGUUGAGCUGGAAAAGAAAGGCCCCUGUGUAAUGACAUAUUUAUUCACUUGUUCAUAUUCCUGAACUCAUCUUAGUCAUAAAAUUAUUGUAUUUACGUUUGAAAUCCUGUAUUUGUUCUGUUUCUCUUUUUUUCUAUAUAUAAUUUUUUAUAUUUUCUAGCUGGUCCCUACAAUUUUUUUUAUUUCCUUCCUGCAGAGUAACUGUUCAGUUCACUGAUGUUGCUGCAAUUAUUACUAUAAUACACAUUUUACCCAUAAA